This is a messenger RNA of Podospora anserina S mat+, 1266 nucleotides long. RefSeq lists its product as uncharacterized. The record is from RefSeq and is a predicted model, not a curated record. Lineage: Eukaryota; Fungi; Ascomycota; Sordariomycetes; Sordariales; Podosporaceae. The transcript is spliced from 2 exons. The coding region runs from base 1 to 1266 and encodes 421 amino acids.
AUGGGGGGAAAUGGCCCGCUCGACGCGGGCACACAAACAUGCGCCGAGCGGAACCGCAAACAGCUGAUUGAUGACUUUGGUUCAGUGUUGGAAGAAUCCCUGAUUAUCCUUCUGACUCAGGACUAUGACAUUGAGAAAGACUAUGAUGAGAUCACGAGAGUCCUGAGAGGACUGGCGGAGAGCGCAACCGCGGAAGCGGCCACCGGAUUUGAUCCAUCAGGCCUCGGAUUCAGUGUGCCGGACCUGGAUGAGCCUCGUCUUGACGAUGCGACAACGACAAGCGACAAUCGCAUCUCAGAUGGUUCAGGCGGUGACUACACUGGCACAUCGCCUUCUGACUUUUCAUCUGACUCUCUUGAGAACCAGAUCCUUGUCGACCCGGCAACUUUCACCGAGGACCACAAGAUCGCAGAGCUUCGAGGGAUCUUCAUUGACCGGUUUACCGAGCACACUCUUAGGCGCAUUCUCGGGGAGAAUGGUGGCGACUUGAACCGUACAUUUGACGAUUUGCUCAACCGGCAGUUUCUCGAGGACUCGGGCGAUAUCACGAAAGGCAUCGAUGCAUUCUUUGUGGGCGACAAUGUACAGUACCCUCCCAAAGGAAAAGGCAAACGUCGGAAAGGAUUACCAAAGAAGAAUGUGUUGGCAGUAAACUACAAAGCAACGUCGGUAGCAACCGACGGCGAAGAGCUUCACGGCGCAAGAGACUUCAUUCAGCCAUCCUCAGGCCGGGCAACACCAAAGCGCAUACAACCAUAUUCAUUACCGGCCAUCAAUACCAGCUCAUCACCAGCAUCGAAGAAGACUGCGGCAAUUCUAUCACCUACACCUCAAUUGGACUUCGGAACCUCUCACCUGCAUUCAGCUGCCUCGCUUCGACGCCAAGGACCUCUUGCAAGGCAAGGCGCGGUGGUGUAUGUGGAACGAGCGCGGGAACAGGCCAGUGUAGCGUUCAGACAAGCUUCGGAAUACGCAGAUGAACGUGCUCGACAGCAAAGCACAGCCAUCAUGGUUGAUCUUCACGGGGUUCACGUUCUGGACGGUGUUCGCAUCGCGAGGGAGCAUGUCUGGAGGUGGUGGAACAAUCUCGGAGAAAACCGGGCAGCAGAAGCAAGAGAUCCGGGCUUUACUGUGGUCACUGGUCUUGGGAGGCACUCUGCCGGCGGGGUUUCACGCUUGCGCCAGGCUGUUGGAGCCAUGCUGAAGAAUGACGGAUGGAGGGUUGAGACCUUGACAGGCUCAUUCCAUAUUAGGGGAAGGGUAUGA